AUGUCCGCAACAUUGCAACCCCAGCGCGCCACCAACACUUCCGGUCGCGAACACCACAUAAUCGACUGGGAUAUCGAGCUCCGUGACAUAAGUCUUCAUGAUAAUUGUGUUGUGGGAAGAUUGUGCGCCCUGGCUGAGGAGCGAUCCUGUCCGAAGGCAAGCUUGUUCGCAGCCUAUGAAAGAAGCGGGCUGUGGGAUGCUUGCGACCCCAAACACCGAGCUUGUCACAUAGGCGAGCCCUGCUUGGUCACUGGCGAGAAAUCCUGCGCCAGGAUCCUCUACGUGGCUAAAUAUGAGCACGCCAAUGGUACCUGCUUCUCUCGCGGGCCAGAUCAUGUGUUCUGUUCAACAACAGCAACAUCCGAUCUUGACCGGCAGUACUUAUUCCCGAAAUGUUCGGCAUGCCUCAUUCUGACUGAAGCCCGGAGUCUUGUUCUCAUACACCGACGGAUGCUUGACGAGUGUGUGGAAGAUGAAGGGCUGUCAAGCACGGACAUUGAUUGCAUCCGCACAAGUCUCUGUGGGUACAUACGAGCUUACAAUGUCAGGAGGAAACUGCACCUGGAGGAACUUCAAGAAGGAAGCCAAAUGAAGCAUGACUUGGAAAUGGAUUAUGCCUGUGGUAAUGAGGAGAUUUCGAGUGUCCAGAGCCACGCUGCAGGACGAAAAGGGUGGUGGAAGUCAGUUGUCAAAAGAGCCAUGAAAGCUAUCAUUCGCAUUCUGUCUUGA
Colletotrichum paranaense is the source of this 729-nucleotide messenger RNA. RefSeq lists its product as uncharacterized. The coding region runs from base 1 to 729 and encodes 242 amino acids. The transcript has a single exon. The record is from RefSeq and is a predicted model, not a curated record. NCBI's taxonomy places the organism in Eukaryota, Fungi, Ascomycota, Sordariomycetes, Glomerellales, Glomerellaceae.